Molecule: messenger RNA, 3216 nt
Organism: Aspergillus homomorphus CBS 101889
Lineage: Eukaryota; Fungi; Ascomycota; Eurotiomycetes; Eurotiales; Aspergillaceae
Product: putative C6 transcription factor
Exons: 1
Coding region: 134-3016 (960 amino acids)
Biological process (GO): DNA-templated transcription; regulation of DNA-templated transcription
Cellular component (GO): nucleus
Molecular function (GO): zinc ion binding; DNA-binding transcription factor activity, RNA polymerase II-specific; DNA binding
Source: RefSeq, a predicted model, not a curated record
CGUCCCGUUCGUAAAGACCAUUAUAGCCCGCCACUACAGCCACCACGACCCGACCCGACCUGAUCUUGCGGUACCCCCCAUAUUACUAAAUGAUGAUCAGGGCCUGGUUCUUGGGGUAUUUGCACCCAUCAUAAUGGCUACCGAGUCCGGCGACUCUCCCUUGGCCUCUGCCGGCCUGGCCCUCGGCCCCGAUGAUAUCGCUCUCCCCGAUGACCUCGACACCCAUAGCCCCGCCAGCUCGCGCGAUCCUGGCAGCACCAUUGCAGCUGGCGACUCAGCUUUUCCGCAGGAGUCAGGCAACGAUGGGUACCGAGACGAUGCCCAAGGGGAAUCCGCACAACAUAACAAUGACCUACAACAGAACGAAAAACCCGCAUGGAGCGAGAUGAAGACCAAGGCCGGGAAGGAGCGCAAGCGCUUGCCGUUGGCUUGCAUCGCCUGUAGACGGAAGAAGAUUCGAUGCUCGGGCGAGAAGCCUGCCUGUAAGCAUUGUUCGCGCUCCCGGAUCCCCUGCGUCUACAAGGUCACCACGAGAAAAGCGGCGCCCCGGACGGACUAUAUGGCGAUGCUCGACAAGAGGUUGAAGCGAAUGGAGGACCGGGUGAUCAAGACUAUUCCGAAGGAAGAAACGAGAGACAUGGUCGCAAUUGGCCGGUCGGUGGUCCGGCCGCCACAGCCGGGACAGGCCUCCAAGGCGCACCAGAAGAAGCGCACGGCGGAGGAAGCCUUUGCGGCGGAGCUGGACGAAUGGGGCCGGGGCAGUCGGGAGGGCCCGCAGGACACUUUUCCAAUGCGCCGUGAGAGUAAGCCAGGCGAUGCGUCGGGCUUGAUGACGGAGGGGUCCGAGUUCCUACCAUCGUUGGAGAUUCAGGAACAUUUGGCGGAGGUGUUCUUCGACUGUGUCUACGGGCAAUCUUACCUUCUUCUCCACAAACCCAGCUUCAUGCGAAGGUUGAAGGCUAGGACCGUACCGCCGGUCCUAAUCCUUGCUCUGUGUGCCGUCUCGGCGCGAUUUUCCACUCACCCGCAGAUUAACUCCGAGCCACCUUUCCUGCGCGGUGAGAACUGGGCCAACCCGGCCGCCGCAAUUGCCCUCAGCCGACAUGACGAGCCGAAUAUAACCAUUUUGACCGUGUUCUUAUUGCUGGGGCUCCACGAAUUCGGUACCUGUCAUGGUGGGCGGAGUUGGUCUUUUGGAGGGCAAGCGCUGCGCAUGGCUUAUGCUCUACAACUACAUCGGGAGCUUGAAUACGACCCUUUAAAUGUUCACAAGGGCGGUAACGGGUCCCAGCAGCUCAGCUUCACCGACCGCGAGAUCCGAAGGCGCACUAUGUGGGCAUGUUUUUUGAUGGAUCGAUAUAAUUCGUCUGGGAGUCAGCGCCCGCCAAUUGGCAAUGAAAAAUUCCUGCAAAUUCAGCUUCCGAUCAAAGAGACUCACUUUCAGAUGGAAAUUCCGGGUCCAACGGAAGAUCUGGAUGGCGUCAUUCUCAACCCUGUACCCGAAGACGUGGGCCAACUAUCUAACGCUCGAGACAAUAUGGGAGUUUCCGCUUAUAUCAUUCGCGCUGUCGUCAUCUGGGGGCGCAUCGUUGAUUAUCUGAAUCUCGGGGGCAAGCGAAGAGAUACGCAGCCAUUGUGGUCACCCGAGUCUGGCUACAUGCGCCUCAAACGACAGAUCGAAGAAUUCUCCGCUUCGCUCCCAGGCCAUCUAUUGUUCAACUAUGAGAACCUGCAGAUCCAUGCAGCCGAUCGGAUUGCAAAUCAGUUUCUCUUUUUGCAUAUCAUUAUCCACCAGAACAUGCUCUUCCUCAACCAAUUCGCGAUUCCCCUGUCACCAGGCGGGCGGCCCCCGCGCGACAUGCCAAAGGUCUUCCUGAGCAAUGCUGGGCGCGCGGCAGUAGAAGCUGCGCAUCAUAUCUCGGUUCUUAUAGACCGUGCCUCGGCUUAUCCUCUCACAGUUCCGUUCGCUGGGUACUGUGCAUAUUCCGCCAGUACUGUUCAUAUUUGGGGGAUCUUCUCCAAGAACGCACAGCUGGAGGCCCGGUCCAAGGAGAACUUGCGCCAUACGUAUCGUUACCUCAACAAAAUGAAGAAAUACUGGGGUAUGUUUCAUUAUAUGGUUGAGAGCGCGAAGGAUCGAUAUCGACAAUUUGCAGAUGCUGCUAUCAAGGGUACGGUGAUCACGCAGAAUGGUGGCCAGAUCACCCCCAUGUUCCAGUAUGGCGACUGGUUCGACAAGUAUCCACAUGGCAUGUCAAGAUCGCAUUGGGAGGAGCCCGACCCGGCGGCAAAGGCAAAGAAUGACGAGGGAGUAAUGAGUCAAAGGCCUGAUUUACAAAGUGUUGAGGAGUUCUUCGCCAGCCUCUCGCCCACGCCACAGCCCACUAUGCCGCGUCGAUUUUCGAAGAGGAGCGGCAAGAGCGAUACUGUCGCCGGUUUCGACUCAUCCACCUCCCCACAACCACCAGGUGAGGUAAACAUGGAGGGUGCUCCGGGAAUGCUAGGCACCACUGGAACCGGGUUCCCUCAACCCAGCAUGUUCAAUCAAAACCGGAACGGACAACCACCGUUCGCGCAGUCUGCUUUCGACUUCCCCAUGCCCGCUGCUGAUCAGCUCCCACAACUUGAUCGACAGUUUGUGUAUGGCUCGUUUAGCGACUUCGAUCCUUCGGCUGCAUCAUUUGUGGCCCCUGUACCUGACAAACCAGCCAUGCCGCCCGUGCCACCUGACGUUCCUCCAGACCAAGACCCUUCGACUAUCUUUACCGGGCAAAUCGACCCCAACGCACCAUCAGGCGCAGGGGAGUACUAUCAACCAAGCGCCUGGUUCCUUCCAUUCAACCUCGACCCAGUUGGUGCUGGAGCAGGAGUCAGCCUCGAUCCAGCCUCACAGCCGGGCGGGCCCACCAGCAACCCCGUAGGCGCGCCAGACCUCACCAGCUUCGGAGGUGCGCACGGUAUGCCUAUGGGCCCAUAUGACAUGGGAAUGGGAGUAAAUCGCAGCUCGCACACUUAAUCCUUUGCCAUAUGCGCAGCAUUUAUCUACCUCUUUUACUUUUUGCCUUGUGCAGCAUAUCACAUAUAACUUUUUGAUCUCAGUUUUUCAAGGGAAUGAUUUUUUGGUUGAACGGGCGGUUUUGUUCUGUUUCUUGGAUACAAAGAACCGGAGUUAAAGCGCUAUGCGUUGAGGAUGGUUGGUCGCAUGGUCGAGGUGAU